GCCGGGGCUGAUGCGAGCGGGGCCACUUCCUGCCGGGUUAGUGACACGGCCGGGCAAGGCAGAAGUGCAGGCAGAAGGGAGCCAGAGAGGCCGAGCUGCGCCACAAGGAAGGACAGCGACAGGGUGAGACGACACGGGGAUCCCCACCAUGUCCCUGGUGGAGACGAUCCGGCUGUGGCAAGAAGGGGUGUGCGCUGCGGACAGGAAGGAGUGGAGCGCUGCCCUGGACGCCUUCUCGGCCGUCCAGAACCCCCCUGCCAAAAUCUGCUUCAACAUCGGCUGCAUCCAGCUUGUCCUGGGGAAGCUGGCCGAGGCGGAGGAGGCGUUUACCCGGAGCAUCGGCUGUGACAAGCACCUGGCUGUGGCUUACUUCCAGCGGGGGACCGUGUCUUACCGGAGCCAGAACCAUGGAAAGGCCAUGGAGGAUUUCAAAGAGGCGCUGGCCCAGCUGCGAGGGAACCAACUCAUCGAUUACAAGAUCCUGGGGCUGCACUACCGGCUCUUUGCCUGCGAGCAGAUUCUCUACAACAUUGCACUGGUGUAUGCCACAACAGAGAACUGGGAGAAGGCUGAGGAGCACCUGACCCUGGCCAUGAGCAUGAAGAGUGAGCCCCAGCACAACAAGAUAGACAGGGCAAUGGAAGCCAUCCUGAAGCAGAAGCUCUGUGAGCUGGUGGCCAUUCCUGCAGGGAAGCUGUUCAGGCCAAAUGAGAAGCAAGUGGCUCAGCUGGAGAAGAAGGACUACCUGGGAAAGGCAAUGGUGGUGGCCUCUGUGGUGGACAAGGAUGAUUUUUCAGGAUUUGCUCCCCUGCAGCCACAGGCCUCUGGUCCUCCACCCAGGCCCAAGACCCCAGAAAUCCUCAGGGCCCUCACAGGGCAGCCACACCGUGUCAUGUACGAGUUCAUUCCCGAGACCGAGGAGGAGCUGCAGGUCCUGCCAGGAAACAUUGUCUUUGUCCUGAAGAAAGAGAAGGACAAUUGGGCUACAGUGAUGUUCAAUGGAAAGAAAGGGAUUGUCCCCUGCAACUUCCUCGAGCCUGUGGAGCUUCACAAUAAGCUGCAUAUCCAGGAGGAAGCCCCUGUGGAAGCCGAGAUCCCCGAGUCACCCACCCGCAGUGUGCCGGAGAGGCCGCGGCGGCUGGCGCCAGACCGCGUUCCUGCUACUGUGGCGCAGCCAAGAGACACAGCAAAGGAGGCUGAACCAACUGUCCUCAAGGUGCACUACAAAUUCACAGUGGCCCUGAGAGUCGAUCGAGGCCACUCCUACAGGGAGCUCCUGGAGCUGGUUUGCAGGAAGCUGGAGCUGCAGCCCGAGCACACGGAGCUGAGGUACAAGCCUGUGGAGGGCCAGGAGCUGGUGACUCUGAGUGCAGAGAACGUGGAGGCAGCCUGGAGCCAGAGCAAGGACAACUGCCUGACAGUCUGGUGCAAUGGCACAGAGGGAAAGGGGUUUGUACCAGACAGCAAAGCAGAGGAGUCACUGCAGGAGGCAACGCCUGGGGAGACGGGACCCAAGCACGUUGUAGCUCAGUACAGUUAUGAAGCCACCCAACCUGAAGACCUGGAGUUUCAGGCAGGAGACACGAUCCUUGUUUUAUCCAAAGUGAAUGAAGACUGGUUUGAAGGCAAGUGCAAGGGGAGGACUGGCAUCUUCCCAUCGGCGUUUGUUCAACAGCCCAACACUGAACACCCAGAGAAGUGAUCUCAGAAAAGCUUGAAGUUGUGGAGAGAAAUUAAGAAUUCAACUGUUGCCAUUAUGUAGUCUGCAUGUUAAUCCCUGCAUCUGAAAAUGAACUUUAAAUGUUAUUGCUACUUGUAUUAAAAGCUUUAUAUUUUCUCUUACCUUUUGUGUUGUUCUCUUAAAAAGGAACUUGUUAAGAAGUUGCUAAUUCCUGUUACGGAUACAUUCGUUCCUAAAUCCUGUGCUUGGAAAGAGACUUGCCAUGUUCCCCCAUACUUAAAAAAGCUUUUAUACAGACCUGCCAGAAGCUGGGAACACCCACAAGAAGGUGGUGCAACCUGCAUUUACAGCCCUGCCAGGAGAUCCCAAAGGGGAAGCAAGUUCAGGAAGCUACGGACCAGGAAAGCAAUUGCUUCCUUAAGACAUCAGUGCCAACCCCAAGAACUUAGAAGACACCACACAGCCUCACCCUGCCCCAACUCACAAUUCAAAUUCACAGGGACUUUUAAAAUCCCACCAAUAAAAGCAGACACAUUUUCUUCAGCACUGGGAGCCGUACAUCAAAGUUUCUCCUGAUCAGUCAGAAGAUACAGUAACUUUGAAAGACAGAGCCUGGAAUCCCAGAGCUUUACUCCAAAGGCGCUAAAGGGGCUAUCACACAAGUCCAGAAAACCCUACUGCCCCAUUAACCUAAAUAUCACAUUUCUUUUUAAAGGAACUUAUUCUGGAGACAAUAAACACCUGUAAUUUCAAAACCAGAACAUCUCUGGAGUUUCCUGUCAUAUACCUGGAAGCAUGGAAACAGUGAACACUCGGGUCUGCAGGCAAGUCAUUGGAAGAAGGAUCUGUGCCCUCCCUCUGCAUACUACACACACUGUACCAGGGAUGAGUCUGCAACUAGGGAGGAGCUUUGCAAGCUGCUCCCAUCCUACAUAUUUAGUUCAGUAUGUAAAACACACUACACAGGCAGCACAAAACCACAACCAAAUUAUCUGUACCAAGCCCAAGCCACUGUGAUUCAUUUAGGUCUGUUUCAAAUUAAAAAAAAAAAAAUCAACUUCAAACAUUCUUCUGGCUUCUACAGAAAAGUAAUGCAUUUUUAAAGGCCUGAAGCCAAGUCACACAGGAAAUAAAUGCUACACACAGACCUGGAUGGAGAGAACAUGGUUUAAUUAAAGGCAAAGCUGAUUUCGGCAGCUGCAGUUCUUGCACAGACAGACAGAAAACACAAAAAAAGCUUACAACACAAACCAGUUUCUCUGUUGGGGGCCCCUUGCCUUGCUCCUGCAGGUGCUGGAGGGCAGGGGGCACAGAUGCAUUCCCGAGGCCGGGUGCUCAUGCACAAGUGGAAGGGUGCAGCUGGACCUGCCCGGCCGGGAGUGAGGUGGUGCUCCUGGUCUGGGGUGCAAGAGUCAGUGACGGUGCAACACGGGGAUGCCGCAGCUGCCUGGGCACACAGCUUGGACACACAGCGGGAGGGCUGGAGGGGACACACAGGGUGGGCUGGGUUACCACCGGGUGGGAACUUCACUUUUUGGACUUGUUAAAGGAAAUACAGCUUUGAAAUGCAACACAGAACAGCGAUGUUGCUCAGGUGGAGCUCGUAGGGAGCUUCUCGCACCCCCGAGGGUAUUGGGUCUCCUCCGCCUUCCCUUUUUGUAUUCUCUGGGGCUGCCCAGACUCCAGCGUCACUUCGGCUCCUGCAUGUGCUUUGUUCUGCAGCUGAAUUCUAGCCCAGAGAUCCUGAAUCAUCACACAAACCCCUACUGCUAAAAACAGCAAAUGGACAUUGAGUCUGUUUCUGUAACUUCCCUGGGAAAUCUAACAAAAACGCUGUCCUUUUCUUUAACAAAACUUCCAGUCUUCCUUCCCCCUAAUAAAUAGCAAAUAAAAUGGUUUUUUUCCUUUUCCCUUCUGCACCUUUUCGUCUAUGAACAGCACUGUGCUGUUUCCGUGUGUCCAUGGGUGCCUUGGAUUUGUUUCUGGCACUGAAAGCCUGGGGCUGCAGCUGGGACAGGUUUCUGCAGAGCUGACCUGUGCCUCACCGGGCGUGCGGAUGCCCCAUGCUGUCUGGGCUGGCUGUCGGAUUCACCCAGCCCUGCUGGACCCCUGAUUAUUUUCUGCCAUGGUAAUGAAACUACGAGCGUUCAGCGAAGAUGGGAGGAUGGAAAGAGAAAAAAACAAAACCAAACCGAAACAAAACAAAACAAAAAAAA
Molecule: messenger RNA, 3897 nt
Organism: Zonotrichia albicollis (white-throated sparrow)
Lineage: Eukaryota; Metazoa; Chordata; Aves; Passeriformes; Passerellidae
Gene: NCF2
Product: neutrophil cytosolic factor 2
Biological process (GO): respiratory burst; superoxide anion generation; phagocytosis
Cellular component (GO): NADPH oxidase complex
Molecular function (GO): superoxide-generating NADPH oxidase activator activity; protein binding
Source: RefSeq, a predicted model, not a curated record